Tinamus guttatus (white-throated tinamou) is the source of this 2393-nucleotide messenger RNA. The record is from RefSeq and is a predicted model, not a curated record. Lineage: Eukaryota; Metazoa; Chordata; Aves; Tinamiformes; Tinamidae.
AUGGCGAGGCAGAGGACGGAGCGUGGAGUGGAAGAGCAAAGUGGAAGCCGUUGGGAUAAACUAAAUGGGAUGCAGCUAAAGCUUGCUUAUGCUGACAAGUCUCCUUCUGUGCUGAAGACUCGAGCCUUUGAGAAGUUUUUCAUUCAACGCAUUGAGCUGUAUGAUAAGGAUGAAAUAGAAAGAAAAGGAAGUAUUCUGGUGGAUUAUAAAGAACUCAUUGAAGAUGGGGACCUAACCAAAUCGAUACCAGAUAUAUCUACUGAAUUAAGGGAUAUGCCUCAGCAAAUACUGCAAUGCAUGGGCUUGGCAAUUCACCAGGUGUUAACAAAGGACCUUGAAAGACAUGCUGCUGAGCUGCAGGUGGAAGAAGGAUUACCACUUGUUGGAGAACCUAUAAUAAACGUGCCACAAAUUCAUGCCAGGGUGUACAACUAUGAUCCACUAACUCAGCUGAAAAAUGUUCGGGCCAACUGCUAUGGGAAAUACAUCGCCUUGCGUGGUACCGUUGUGCGUGUCAGUAACAUUAAACCUCUCUGCACCAAGCUGGCCUUUGUAUGUGCCACAUGUGGAGACGUUCAGGGAGUUCCUCUCCCUGAUGGGAAAUACACCCUUCCAACUAAAUGCCUUGUUCCUGAGUGCCGGGGCCGGUCAUUCACAGCAGACAGAAGCUCUCCUUUAACCACUACAGUGGACUGGCAGUCUAUUAAGGUGCAGGAGCUCAUGUCCGAUGAUCAGCGAGAAGCAGGUCGAAUCCCUCGCACGAUAGAGUGUGAGCUGGUGCAGGAUCUUGUGGACAGUUGUGUCCCCGGAGAUAUGGUCACCAUCACAGGGAUAGUUAAGGUGUCAAGUGCUGAGGAAGGAGCUUCUAAAAAUAAGAAUGACAAGUGUGUGUUCCUGUUGUACAUUGAGGCGAAUUCUAUCAGCAACAGUAAAGGGCAAAAAAUCAAGAAUUUUGAUGAUGAGACUUUUCAAAGAACAUUCAUGGAAUUUUCUCUUAAAGACCUUUAUGCUGUUCAGGAAAUUCAAGCUGAGGAAAAUCUGUUCAAGCUCAUUGUGAACUCUCUUUGUCCUGCUAUCUAUGGCCAUGAGAUUGUAAAAGCAGGUUUGGCGUUGGCCUUAUUUGGAGGAUGUCAGAAGUUUGUAGAUGACAAGAACAGAAUCCCAGUGCGAGGAGACCCGCAUGUCCUGGUUGUUGGAGAUCCCGGAUUAGGAAAAAGUCAAAUGUUGCAAGCAGUGUGUAACGUUGCUCCUCGGGGUGUGUACGUCUGUGGUAACACUUCCACCAGCUCUGGCCUCACUGUUACCCUGUCCAGAGACGGUGCUUCAGGAGACUUCGCCUUGGAAGCUGGUGCCUUGGUGCUUGGAGAUCAAGGGAUUUGUGGCAUAGAUGAAUUUGAUAAGAUGGGAAGCCAGCAUCAGGCCUUGUUGGAAGCUAUGGAACAGCAAAGCAUCAGCCUUGCCAAGGCUGGCAUUGUUUGCAGUUUGCCUGCCAGGACAUCUAUCAUUGCUGCAGCAAACCCCGUUGGAGGACACUAUAACAAAGCCAAAACUGUGUCUGAGAACUUGAAAAUGGGGAGCGCUUUGCUGUCAAGAUUUGACCUGGUUUUCAUUUUGCUGGACACCCCCAACGAAGACCACGACCACUUGCUGUCGGAGCACGUGAUGGCCAUGCGAGCGGGGAAGCCGGCGGCGUGCAGCGGCGCCGUCGUGGCUCGCGCCAGCGCGCAGGACCGCUCCGUCCUCGAGGCCGUCUCGGACCGACCGCUGCUGGAGAGGCUGAAGAUCUCCCCAGGAGAGACCUUGGAUGCCAUUCCCCACCAGCUGCUGCGGAAGUACGUGGGAUACGCGCGGCAGUACGUGCACCCGGCUCUGUCUGCAGAAGCUGCCGAGGUCCUCCAGGGAUUCUACCUGGAGCUCCGCAAACAGAAGCAGGGAACCGACGGCACCCCCAUCACCACGAGGCAGCUCGAGUCACUGAUUCGACUCACAGAGGCACGGGCAAGGCUGGAAUUAAGGGAGAAGUCUACAAAGGAAGAUGCUGAGGAUGUAAUAGAAAUAAUGAAAUACAGCAUGCUGGGAACGUAUUCAGAUGAGUUUGGAAAACUGGACUUUGAACGCUCGCAGCAUGGAUCUGGGAUGAGCAAUCGGUCACAAGCAAAAAGAUUUGUUUCUGCCCUUAACAAUAUUGCAGAAAGAACCUACAACAAUCUCUUUGAAUUACAGCAACUUCGACAGAUUGCAAAUGAAUUACAAAUACGAGUAUCUGAUUUUGAAAGCUUUAUUGGAUCUCUAAAUGAUCAGGGUUAUCUUUUGAAAAAAGGUUCAAGAAUUUAUCAGCUCCAAACACUGUGAAAAGAGCCGCCCUGACAAAUUUCUUGACACCCAGCCAUAAU